CAGCCUCAGACGUCCCAAUCAUGCUUUUUGCCUCUUUCUGUGAAUGCCCCAAACUGAACCCACAAGAAAGGUGGGAUGGGGGAGUUGCCGCCGUGCAUCUGCCGUUGUCCUUGCCUCUGUAGUGAGUGCUUGGUGCCCCUCCCUAUACCACCCCCAGGAAUGCCUCCGUCCCGCUGGCUGAGCUCUAUGGGGGCCUUCCUGCUGCCAGGCCCCUGCUGGGUGCCCCAGGUGAGGUGCCUUCGAGUCCCAAGGCAGCCCUCCCUGGUGCAAGGGUGCCCAGUCCUGGGGGCCAGGCGCAGUGCCCGCCGCUGGGGCCAAGCGUGGAUAGAGGAGCCUCGAGCAUUUUGCUCCUCUCUCAGAAUGAAUGGAGACCAGAAAGUGGACGCUUACGCCCAAGAAAAGGAGAAUUUCAUCCAGCAUUUCUCCCAUGUGCUCAAAGUGCUGGUCGAGGAUGACCUGGGGCACCCAGAGACGGGAGACGCUGUUGCCCGGCUCAAGAAGGUCCUGGAAUACAAUGUCAUCGGAGGCAAAUACAACCGAGGUAUGACGGUGGUAGCUGUGUUCCAGGCGCUGGCGGAGCCCGGGCAGCAGGAUGCUGACAGUCUGCAGCGGGCGCUGACCGUGGGCUGGUGUGUGGAGUUGCUCCAAGCUUUCCUCCUGAUACUGGAUGACAUAAUGGAUUCAUCCCUCACCCGCCGGGGGCAGCCCUGCUGGUACCAGAAGCCAGGCAUAGGUCUGGAUGCCAUCAAUGACGCCAUGCUGCUGGAAUCCUCUAUCUACCGCCUGUUGAAGUUCUACUGCCGGGGGCAGCCCUACUACCUGAACCUGAUGGAGCUCUUCCUGGAGAGUUCCUAUCAGACUGAGAUAGGACAGACCCUGGACCUCAUCACUGCCCCUCAGGGCAACGUGGAUCUCAGCAGAUUUACCCCAAAGAGGUACAAAUCCAUUGUCAAGUACAAGACCUCGUUCUACUCCUUUUACCACCCCGUCGCUGCUGCCAUGUACAUGGCGGGCAUUGACGGGGAGAAGGAGCAUGCCGAUGCCAAGCGGAUCCUGCUGGAGAUGGGCGAGUACUUUCAGAUCCAGGAUGAUUAUCUGGACCUCUUUGGUGACCCCAGUGUGACAGGCAAGGUUGGCACUGACAUCCAGGACAACAAAUGCAGCUGGCUGGUGGUUCAGUGUCUGCAGCGGGCCUCUCCGGAGCAGCGUCGGGUCCUGCAGGAGAAUUACGGACAGAAGGAGGCAGAGAAGGUGGCGCGGGUGAAGGCCCUGUACGAAGAGAUGGAGCUGCCGGCCGUGUUCCAGCAGUACGAGGAAGCCAGCUUCUCCAGCCUCCGCAGCCUCAUCGAGCAGUACUCCGGGCCGCUGCCGCCCUCCGUCUUCCAGGGGCUAGCUCACAGGAUCUACAAGCGGCAAAAGUGACCUGGAGCCUGGGAGGGCAGGGCCUCAAUAAAUUAUUGUUUAACCUUC
Molecule: messenger RNA, 1470 nt
Organism: Echinops telfairi (small Madagascar hedgehog)
Lineage: Eukaryota; Metazoa; Chordata; Mammalia; Afrosoricida; Tenrecidae
Gene: FDPS
Product: farnesyl diphosphate synthase
Exons: 10
Coding region: 76-1422 (448 amino acids)
Biological process (GO): trans, trans-farnesyl diphosphate biosynthetic process
Cellular component (GO): cytoplasm
Molecular function (GO): (2E,6E)-farnesyl diphosphate synthase activity; dimethylallyltranstransferase activity
Source: RefSeq, a predicted model, not a curated record